Solea solea (common sole) is the source of this 2830-nucleotide messenger RNA. It is a transcript of the gene mdfic, whose product is annotated as MyoD family inhibitor domain containing. The record is from RefSeq and is a predicted model, not a curated record. The coding region runs from base 377 to 1210 and encodes 277 amino acids. The transcript has 5 exons. Lineage: Eukaryota; Metazoa; Chordata; Actinopteri; Pleuronectiformes; Soleidae.
UAUGAUGAAAAUGUUUUAGACGCAACAAACCUCAGCAAACUACCGCCACUGAACGUCGAGGCGUCGCCAGGAUUGUUGUAGACAUUUUUCAGAACACCAACAAACGCUGGACUGGUUCUUAAACUGGACCAAAACUAGCAAAGAAAGUUAGCCUAAGAGAAGUUUUCUUUUUUGGCGCUGACUUACUCUUUCACCCAGUUUUUCUUCCUUUUUUAGUUUUUUUCUUCGCAGCGGGGAAAUAGUUGGAGGAAGGAAGGAUGGGAAUAAGUCAGAUUUGAAGCAGAGGGAGUUGACAUGUUUGAAAGCGCCGACGGCUGAAGGGUGAAAAGGGAGGAACGUCUUCGUCUCUGUGUGUCCCCAAAAAGACGACUGUCUCAUGUCCAAGGAGACCGUCCUUCCUCCGGAUGGGCCAGCAGGGCCAGAGAAGGGCCCUAAGCAAGAGACAAGUCCACUGCUACCUGCCUCACACGAUGACCGCGACAGUGAAUCGUCAGGAAGAAGGCCAUCUCCCAGGAAACCAGCCAAUGAAGGACCAAGUCACGUGACAGGCGAGAAGCCUAAUUAUUCCGAGCCCGUAAGAACUCAACCUCACUCCGAGUCUCAACGGAUACCCUCGGAGCUCGCCGAGGGAGACUCUGCCAAGGACCAAAACGGCUUUGGCCACAACAGCACUGGCGUGCCAGCACUGAGUAAUGGCAGCGGAAUCCACCCUGGCAUCGGCGGCGCCGGGGCCACACGCAUGUGCUCCUGCGGUGCCAAUAUCAGCACGGGUGCCGCGAGGGGAUCAGACGGAAACACGAAGGCAGCGCCGUCCGCGCCGACUACAGAGCAGCCGAGGAAGCAGCCAUCCACGCCCGUGUCUCAGAGGAUGCAGAGGAAAUUGAGGUCCAGCUUGUCAGUCAACAGUGACAGCAGCAGACGCAGCUCCACUGGGUCACAGAAAGCACCUUUACCAGAGGACUGCUGCGUCCACUGCAUCCUGGCCUGCCUCUUCUGCGAGUUCCUGACACUCUGCAACAUGGUGGUGGCGCAGGCCUCGUGUGGCGCGUGCACGUCCGAGGCGUGCUGCUGCUGCUGCUGCGGCGACGACCUGGGCGACGACUGCAACUGCCCCUGUGACAUGGACUGUGGCAUCAUGGAUGCCUGCUGCGAGUCCUCGGACUGCCUGGAAAUCUGUAUGGAGUGCUGUGGCAUCUGCUUUCCCACAUAGGGGGCACCUCCGUAUCUCUGCGUGGCAUAACUGGACCCCGGGAUGAAGGAGAACGUAUAGAGCGGCUGUCACUUUAAAUUCAGCAUUAGACAGGAAGAAGUGUGUGUCUGCUUGUGUGGGUGUGUGUGUGUGUGUGUGUGUGUAUGGAUUUAUGUGAAUUCUAAUGACUGGUAUUGGCGAGUAAAGAUGUAUCGACACUGGGCUUCUCCGUAACAACCAGCUCAGCAGGGAUGAUGAGAAGUAACUCCAGAUAUAUGAACAUUAAUUAAUAAAUCUUUAGUUGAUAGUAAGUUUAUGUUAUGUACUCUCUGGAACAAAAAGUAGUAUCACAGGUUUUAUUAUUAUUAUUGUUAUCAGGAAUAGUGUUUAAUAAUCUCCAAUACUUUGCAGUCUUAGUACUCUUACUACAACACUGUAAAAAUGCCGAAGUGAUGCAUGCUGUAUUUUUGCAGCAGGCUUUCAUUCACACACCAUCGACUGUAGCACUGUAAAACAAAUCAAAACUGGUGGAAAAAUGAUCAAUUUUAUCAUUUGGUACAUUCCUACACUACGAGUAAAGACAAAAAUGAUGCUAUUUUUUUUACGACAAUAUUGUCACGGAUUUAAACUGCACAAAAUAGUAUAGUGUAUACUUUAUAACGCCAUUGUGAUUUGGUUGACUCUGAAUCUGAAUCUUGGUUUGACUGGAAAUACAGUUUUGGGUCCUCAUAUUUUCAACACAAAACAUUCUCACCAGUUUAAUGUACAGUUAAAAUAGAUUGCUUAUGUCUUUUAUUGCUUUCAAAGUCCUCCUCUACUAUUAGAAAUCGACGAUCCGGCGUUGCCAGCUGAAUAUGGCACUUGUUUUUUUUGUUCUGUGAUGCUAUUUUACAUACAUGCUGCAUGAGCGGUGUGAUAAGAAGUUUAAAAAAAACCCCAGCAAAACAGUGACCCUGGUUACACACAUAAGCGCCUUUCGGGUAUCAAGCCCAGUGACAUCACAAUACAAAUAUGGAAUUAUGAACUGUCACGUUGAAAUGGUGAACUAAUGCAGGGUAAACGCUGUUUUCUCCCCCCCCCCCCUCUUCCUUAAUUCUGUGUAUCUCGAGAUGAGGUCGUGGUGAAUCACCAGUGAAGUAAUUUUCUUGUCUCUGAGAUGUGCUUUGAUGUUUGUCUCAGUGAUGAUACUUUAAUGCUGGCCCUCAUUAGUGCUGCUUGAUAACAAAAAAAAAAAAAAAGAAAAGCGUCCCUUCAUAAUGCCAACACAGAUAAUGUGCUGUCAUGUGAAUCCCCGACUUAAUGGUUAUCGUGCAGAAGGAAGUUGUGUGGGCACCUCUUGCAGUGAAGAAUGUGUAGAAAGUAAACUUAAUUUCUAUGUUUAUGAUUAUCUCAAGCUGCACAUGUCAAGAGAACAGCAUACGUGUGUGUAUAUAUAUAAUGUGAAGAAUUUAUCUAGCAGAAAACAUCUUAACAUGUAGCUGCAGUAGUCGUCCUCCAAUACAUAGUUAUUUUUUUACUCAAUGUCUUUGACUUGAUUCUUUCCCAUUCUUUUUGAGUAAUUCCUGAACUUGACAUUCCCGACUCAUUUUAUUACUUUUGUACAUUAUCUACAAUCUCAAAGAGAACAGUUUUUUUUUUUUU